AUGAGGGUUGGAACCUGUUUCCUUGCAUUGCUCUCAUUGGCAUUGCUUCUUCUUCCUCCACCUGGUGCUGGAUUUUCAUCACGCGCCCUUGAUGCUGUUCUUCAAGAUUGUGCCUUCAAGGCACUUCAGAGGCCAAAAACUGGGGUGUCUUAUGAUUCUGAAGUAGUACCUUCUAACCUAACAGGGGUUAGAGUUUCAGCAAUGAGGCUCAGGAGUGGUAGUAUGAGAGCUAGAGGUGUUGAGAGCUACAAAGAAUUUCAGAUCCCAAUUGGGGUUGUUGAACAGCCUUAUGUGAAAAGGCUUGUUUUGGUGUACCACAAUUUGGGUAAUUGGUCUGAGGAUUUUUACCCUUUGCCUGGUUACUCUUAUUUGGCUCCUGUUUUGGGUUUAUUAUCUUACAGUGGUGCCAAUUUGACUGCUUCUGAGUUGCCAGAGUUGGAUAUAAGAGCUUCUGAUAAGCCAAUUAUGAUUAGGUUCCCUGAUGUGAAACCAGCACCAUAUGGAUCUGUUCCCAAAUGUGUGUACUUUGAUCUUCAUGGUUCAGUGCAGUUUGAUAUCCUGUUACCAGGAAACAUGUGUUUCUCAUACCAUCAAGGGCACUUCUCCAUUGUUGUGGAAUCUGAUGAUAAUGCCCCAUCCCCAGCACCUGCUUUUGCAGCUCAUAUUAUGAAAACUGGUGGGAAGAACAAGUCCAAGGUGUGGAUAAUUGUUGGAUCUUUGGUUGGUGGGUGUUUGUUGUUGGUUCUAUUGAGUGUAUUGGUUGUUAGGGUGAGAAGGGCCAAGCGAAGGAUGAAGAUUCAGGAGUUGGAAUGGGGAGCUGAUAGCAAUGAAACAUUGUUCAUGGCAUCAAUUGGAAGCACCAAAGCACCAUUAGCAUUGGGAACUCGUACAAGGCCAACUAUAGAAAAUGAUUACAUUGCUUAG
Molecule: messenger RNA, 924 nt
Organism: Lotus japonicus
Lineage: Eukaryota; Viridiplantae; Streptophyta; Magnoliopsida; Fabales; Fabaceae
Exons: 1
Coding region: 1-924 (307 amino acids)
Cellular component (GO): membrane
Source: RefSeq, a predicted model, not a curated record